ACAGUUAAUAAUAUAGUCAGCUAUUGUUGGUUUAUUUGAUAACAAAGGAAAAAUUUUGGAUUUUUUUAUGCUGCUAGGUUUUAUUGAAAACGAAAAAAUUGAAGCAUAUUAGAAAUUAUGUAAAUUAAACAAAAGUCAAAUGUGAUGCUACAUAACAUUUCCGUUUGUGUUAUUAAAAUCGAAAUCGAUUCACCAAGCGAUCCUGCAGGAGAAACCGGAGCUGCUGCUGCUCCUCGUAUACAAAAAGAGCGUGAACGUGAUCGUGGGCUUCGUAAUAGUACCGAAAUUGUUAUUGAAACCUACACUAAUAAGUUGUGGUGCGAAAAUACGAAUUGGGAUACGAAAGAAAUGAGUGCUGCAUCCGCAGAGGAGGAACAACGGCAACAGCAAAGUGAAUUGCCUACUUCGAGCAGUUCACGCGAAACAACCCCUUUGGAAGAGGGUCAAUGUGCAUCGGAACUACCUAAAGAAAUUGGGUUUUUCUCCGGUAAUCCUAGUGUUGAAGUGACUAAUGGCAUUAUACAUUUGUAUAAGAAAAAUGAACGCAAAGAUAUUAAAGAAGCUCCUUCCAACCAGUUAUGUUUGUUAGCAGUGCCAGCCAGUUUAAGUUGCCAUGAUUUGUUAAACUUUGUGGCUCCUUGUCAUUCAGAGAUUCAACACAUACGCAUAGUACGGGAUGGCAGUCCAAACCAGUUUAUGGUUUUAUUGGAAUUUCGAGCUAAUGCUGCAGCUUUGGAAUUUUAUCAGACUUACAAUGGCGCAGCUUAUAAUACCCUUGAGCCGGAUUCUUUGUGUCAUGCUGUUUGGGUUUCGGAGAUCGAGCGUGGUGAUGAUGGGAUCCCGCCUGCAGGUCACACAGAACUACCGACUUGUCCUGUUUGUUUGGAGCGUAUGGAUGAAAGUGUAGAUGGUGUUUUGACCAUUCUUUGCAAUCACGCCUUUCAUGCUAAUUGUUUAAUUAAAUGGGGUGACUCAACUUGCCCAGUAUGUCGUCAUGUUCAGACGCCGGAUUUAAUGGAGAAUUCCGUCUGCAUGGAAUGCGAAGGUACAGAUUCUUUGUGGAUUUGUUUGAUUUGCGGUCAUGUGGGCUGCGGUCGUUAUCAGGGUGGCCAUGCUGCCGCUCAUUAUCGAGCCACAAAUCAUACAUUUGCUAUGCAAUUGGGUACUUCUAGCGUUUGGGACUACGCUGGUGACAACUUUGUGCAUCGUUUAUUUCAAAAUAAGACGGACGGUAAACUGGUAGCCUCAACGGCAAACGACGAAGGCGAGGAGAAAAUUGAUUCUAUGCAGUUGGAAUUCACUUAUUUGCUUACUUCUCAGCUGGAUACCCAAAGAAAGUAUUAUGAAGAACGUGUUGAGCGUCUAGAGCAGGAAUGGCGAGAUUUCAGGCUUUCAGCAGAAGCGGCUAAUGAUAAAAUUAUUAUUUUGGAACAACGUGUUCAGAUAUUAACCAAAGAAAAGCAAACAUUAGAAAGAAAGUUACAUCAAAACAAUAACAAAUUGCGUGACUUGCAGAAGCAAUUAGCUGAAGAACAGGAAAUCUCUCGAGCUUUGCAAACAAAUCAAAAUUCUUGGCAUACGAAAUAUAAACUGCUUGAGCAGCAGUAUAAAGAUUAUAAGGAGUCAAAGGAAGAAGAGUUAAAUUCAGUUAAGGAGCAAUUGCACGAUAUUAUGUUUUAUAUGCACGCUCAGACAAAAAUUGCAGAGUCUGAAUUAAAAGACGAGAUUGCUGGUGGUACUGUCGUGUUGCCAGAAACUCCGGAACCCUCGAGCAGUUCAUCGCACAAAAAUCAUCGUCGCAAAAAGAGACAUUAAAUAAUUGUAAGACUUUCAAACUUCUUGAAACAAAGGAAAAAGUAUUUAAGCAAAAUAUUUAUUAUUAUAAUUUUUUUUU
Molecule: messenger RNA, 1894 nt
Organism: Glossina fuscipes
Lineage: Eukaryota; Metazoa; Arthropoda; Insecta; Diptera; Glossinidae
Product: BRCA1-associated protein
Exons: 5
Coding region: 145-1815 (556 amino acids)
Biological process (GO): Ras protein signal transduction; protein ubiquitination
Cellular component (GO): cytoplasm
Molecular function (GO): zinc ion binding; ubiquitin protein ligase activity
Source: RefSeq, a predicted model, not a curated record